Stereum hirsutum FP-91666 SS1 is the source of this 915-nucleotide messenger RNA. RefSeq names its product Aldo/keto reductase. Bases 1 to 915 code for a protein of 304 amino acids. Gene Ontology annotation, cellular component: cytosol. The transcript has 7 exons. The record is from RefSeq and is a predicted model, not a curated record. Lineage: Eukaryota; Fungi; Basidiomycota; Agaricomycetes; Russulales; Stereaceae. Gene Ontology annotation, molecular function: aldose reductase (NADPH) activity.
AUGACGACGCCUACAUUGAAGCUAAACUCCGGCUACGACAUACCCACGAUCGCAUUCGGAACAUGGGGCCCGGAGGUUCCCCAAGCCGAUAUCUCCAAGGCUGUCACAUACGCUAUCAAAGAAGGAGGCUAUCGACAUAUCGACUGUGCUUGGGGGUAUUUGAACGAGAAGGCUGUUGGGGAGGGUAUCAAGAGGAGUGGUAUCAAACGUGAGGAGUUGUUCAUCACAAGCAAAGUGUGGGGCACAUACCACAAUCGCGUCGAAGAGUCCCUCGGCCAGACGCUCGCCGCGCUCGGAACAGAUUAUCUCGACUUAUACCUCAUCCACUGGCCCGUUACCCUCAACCCGAACGGAAACGACGAUUAUCUUCCCAAGUGUCCGGACGGUUCGCGCGAUGUUAUCACCAAUUGGGAUAUCAUGGAUACUUGGAAACAGAUGGAAGAGCUCGUCAGGAAAGGAAAAAUCCGCUCAAUCGGAACUGCGAACUUCUCUAUCCCCAUCCUCUCGUCUUUCCUCCCUCAUACUACCAUCCCUCCCGCAGUCCACCAGGUCGAGCUGCAUAUAUAUAAUCCAGAUCAUGCUCUCGUAUCUUACUGCAAGGAAAAUGGGAUGGCGGUGAUGGGAUACAGCGCGAUGAAUAGUGAUGAGAAUGCGUUAGUUGAGGACGAGGAGGCGCAGAGGAUAGCGAAGGAGAGAGGGUUGCGCGGGGUUGAUGUCAUAUUUGGGUGGCUGGUGGCCAAAAACAUCAUUGCCGUAACGCUCUCUCUCAACCAAUCGAAUAUCGGUAAACACAUCGACGGGUUCGUAAAAGCGUCGAACGCGCUCACUGCAGAAGAUAUCGCAGUGCUGGACGGGAUUGCUGCCGAAGAGGGUGUUGAUCUCGGGUUCGACAACUGGACGGCGAAGUCGUGGUGA